Microsporum canis CBS 113480 is the source of this 948-nucleotide messenger RNA. Its product is annotated as NmrA family protein. The record is from RefSeq and is a predicted model, not a curated record. Bases 1 to 948 code for a protein of 315 amino acids. The transcript has a single exon. NCBI's taxonomy places the organism in Eukaryota, Fungi, Ascomycota, Eurotiomycetes, Onygenales, Arthrodermataceae.
AUGGCAGCAGCUACAAAUACUGUUUUCGUUUGCGGUGCCACUGGCAGCCAGGGAGGAGCCUUGGCCCUCAAAAUCUGCAAGCAGCUAAAUUGGGUCGUUCAUUCGACAGCCCGCAAUAUUGCAUCUCCUGCGGCGAUCUCCCUUCUCGAAGCCGGUGUGAAGCUUACACAGGGAGAUUGGGACGACAAAGCAGCACUCAAGGCAGCACUAACCGGCUGUGAUAAACUAUUUCUCUGUUUGCUACCGGAUUUCAAAGAUUCAGACCGCGAACGGCGGCAGGCAGAGGGCAUCAUCACGGCGGCCAAGGCUGCAGGAGUCAGCCAAGUUGUAGCGUCAACUUCACUGGGUGUUUUUACACUGGACGAUGACCACCUUGAGCUUGAGGUCCAGAAACAUCUCACUCCUGACUCAUUUAUGGCACGACAUAUUGCGAGCAAGAAAAGUAUUGAGACUGCUGUUAGAAACGCUGGCUUCGAACACUGGACCUUCCUCCGCCCUUCAUUCUUCAUGGCCAACUUUCUGGAGCCCAAAGUGGCACGAUAUCCUGAGCCCAGGGAACAUGGUACCUGGACCACAGCAAUGACACCACACGCCCAACUCGCAUUAAUCGAUCAUGUUGACAUUGCGGCAUUUGCUAUUGCUGCAUUUCAGAACCCUCAAAAGUUCCACGACCGUGCAAUUGGAUUGGCCAGUGAGAUGUUGACUGUGCAGGAAACUCUAGAAAUUCUGGGGCAAGCGGCAGGGAGGGAACUCAAAGCCAUAUUUAUGACGGAUGAAGAUAUUCGUGAAAAGCAGAAAACUUCGAAUGUAUUUACUAAUUCUCAGGUGUCUAUGAGGUAUAUGUCCAAGUAUAUUGACCUGGAGAUGAUUCAGUCAGUCAUUCAACCUACCUCUUUCAGGGAGUUCCUAGAAAGGGAAAAGGAAGGAGUGCGAGAAACUUAUAAAUAA